AUGAAGAUUACAAGCGCGGUUCUUGCUUUUUGCAUGGUUUGGGGUUCCACAACGGGAUUUUCCAUUAAUAAUAACUUGGCUCCACGAGUAGCCACUACCCGGUUGGCCACCAUUGAAGAUGCCACCGGAACGGAUUAUCUCGACAUGUUCCCACAAGAAAUUGCCAUGCAACGAAUCGAGGGAGGAGGUACCGUUCGUACCUACCAGAUGCCCGUCGAUGCCGAUAGAUGUCAAUACGUCCUAAAAUCGGAAGGACGUCCUCUGAAGGCCGUCGUCGAACUCUGGUUGGGACCUCUUCGUAGAACCCACAUUAUGGAUAUUAGCGUCGAAGAUGGAGCCAAGACUCCCUACCGAGCUACACUCAAGUUCAAGCCCGGUGGUCCUCAAGUACUCCGAAUCCGAUCUACGGACAAGAAAUUCCAUUUGCCACUCUCGGCAGGAGUUUACGUCCCAGAUAAGGAACGUCGCGCCGAACUCAGGGCCAACACCGAAAGUCUUUUUGACAGAGUCCCAAAGCAAAAGAUUCAAGGAAACAACGUCGGAGGAGGUGGAUCCGCCGUGCGUCUCUUCCCCAUUGACAAUUACGUCGAAGCCGUCCAAGUCUUGUUCUGGGCCGUCAAUACAGGAAAGAAGUCCUUGAAGGCCACCAUUGAAGUGCUGCAGGGACCCAACAAUGUCAAACAGGUGUACCAGCUUCAUGCCGGUGGUGGUUCCCAACCAUAUCACGGAGUCAUUGAAACCCCCGGUGAUGGUGUCGUUCUUCGAAUUACCAAUCGAAAGUUUGUUGAAGAUGGUCUCUUUGAAGCAGCAGUCGUCCCCUACAAGUAUUCCUAUGCCUCCCGUCCGGGCUCCACCGGUGGUGCCAUGAAGGAGUGGUGGCAGUAA
Seminavis robusta is the source of this 885-nucleotide messenger RNA. Lineage: Eukaryota; Bacillariophyta; Bacillariophyceae; Naviculales; Naviculaceae. The record is from the annotation of a GenBank genome assembly.